CAUAACAUCAGGUCUGCUCUCGGCUGAGUACCCGUAUCCUCUUCUCUCCCCCCCCGGCGGUCAUGGCGCUACUCUCCGUCCUCACGCCUGUCCUGGCGGUGGUCCUGUGCCUGGUGGUAGGCUUCAUGCUGCUGGGGUCCCGGAAGACGAAGACUGCCUCGACCUCCUCGGGAAAAACCGAAGGGGCUUCAAAAGCGGACUUUAGACCGUGGGUGGACCAGGACUUACAGGACGAUACAGAAAUCACAGCGAAAGAGGACGAGGAUGGUGAUUGGGUGGACACCAUUGAGGAUGAAGACCUUUUACAUGUGCCUCACUCAACACCACGUUACCCCGAGGAGACGAUGCUGAGGAGAUCCAGAGAUAUGUACACUCUGAUGAACCAGCGGAGGUCUGUCCGAUUCAUCAGCCCAGAGCCGUUCCCACAGGAAGUCAUCGAUAAUGUCAUCCGCACUGCAGGUACUGCCCCUAGUGGAGCACACACAGAGCCCUGGACGUUUGUCGUGGUGUCAGACCCAGAGACGAAGCACCAGAUCAGACGGAUAGUGGAAGAAGAGGAGGAGGUCAACUACCGUCAGAGGAUGGGGGACAAGUGGGUCCAUGAUUUGGCCAAGUUAAAGACAAACUGGAUCAAGGAGUACUUGGAUGUUGCUCCAUAUCUAAUCCUAGUCUUCAAACAGACCUACGGGAUUCUACCAAACGGCAAGAAAAAGACACAUUACUACAAUGAAAUCAGUGUCUCCAUAUCCUGUGGACUACUGUUGGCUGCAUUACAGAACGUGGGUCUUGUCACCGUCACAACGACGCCCCUAAACUGUGGCCCCCAGCUCAGGCUCCUCCUCAAACGGCCAGCCAAUGAGAAGCUGUUGAUUUUACUUCCUGUAGGUUAUCCUGCGUCUGACGCUACAGUCCCUGACUUAAAACGCAAGCCGCUGGAUGAUAUAAUGGUGCGCAUAUAACAAAAUGAGUGUGCAGAGAAUGUUUUUUUCUCUCCAUCAUCUUCUUUGCCCACAGCUGAAAACAUAUAACCUAAUGUGAUUAGAAAUGCUUUUUAAUGGAUGUCAUCAAUCUCUUCAUAGACUUCAAAAUUAACCCCUGAUUGACCAGCAUAGUCAUUACUUUUAUUUUGAAGGGAAAGUAGCCUUACACUGUUUAAUUCUGCUACGUCCAGAGUUAAUAAAUGGGGAAAUAAACAG
Messenger RNA from Etheostoma spectabile (orangethroat darter), 1196 nucleotides. It is a transcript of the gene iyd, whose product is annotated as iodotyrosine deiodinase. Lineage: Eukaryota; Metazoa; Chordata; Actinopteri; Perciformes; Percidae. The record is from RefSeq and is a predicted model, not a curated record. Gene Ontology annotation, molecular function: oxidoreductase activity. Gene Ontology annotation, cellular component: plasma membrane. The transcript has 5 exons. The coding region runs from base 63 to 959 and encodes 298 amino acids.